Polyodon spathula (Mississippi paddlefish) is the source of this 666-nucleotide messenger RNA. RefSeq names its product small integral membrane protein 15. The transcript has 2 exons. The record is from RefSeq and is a predicted model, not a curated record. The coding region runs from base 97 to 321 and encodes 74 amino acids. Lineage: Eukaryota; Metazoa; Chordata; Actinopteri; Acipenseriformes; Polyodontidae.
GAGAGAUAUUACGCAAAUCAUCUUCCUGUGGUGAGACGGUAGGAUCCUGUCAUUCUUCCGGUUCUUUUGGUGUUGACAGGAGGACCUAGAAGAAAGAUGCUUGACGUAAAAGCCUGGGCAGAGUACAUUGUUGAGUGGGCUGCAAAAGACCCCUAUGGCUUCCUUACCACUGUGGUCUUGGCCCUUACGCCACUGUUCAUAGCCAGUGCUGGGUUGUCAUGGAAACUUGCGAAAAUGAUUGAGAUCAGGGAUCGAGAACAAAAGAAGAAACAAAAACGUCAAGAAAACAUUGCAAAAGCAAAGAGGGCAAAGAAAGACUGAAAGACUUUUUAAAGUGCAAACUGAUUGCAUCUUUCUACAGUUUGAUUCCAAUUUCUUAUAUAAAUGUUUAACAAAAUGUUGAGGCCUCAAGUUGAAGCCUAUCACCUGCUGGCUUUGUAAAACAAUUUUUUGUAAAAUACACUGAUGAAAACUAGUCUGUAACCUUGUGUGUGUGUGUGUGUGUGUAUAUGUGUUAUAUCUAUCUUUACACUUACACUUCCAUAAAAUGUAAUUAACAAAAUAAUGUACAUUUUCUAGUCUACAGUUGAUUUACAACACAACUGGGAAGCUAGUGUUGGGAUGAAAACAGUUCAUGGAAGAAAUAAAAAAAUAAACUUUUUUUUA